GUCCUGUCCACCCUCACACACAUUGACUUGACUGGCAUAUAAGUAUCUUUUUCGCCCAUCAAGCUGCCUGCCCCUCGGGAACUGAAUUGUCCCUCACUGAAUCUGUGACUGAGCGGCCGCAAUCCUCUCCUGCAGUGCCUGCAGAAGCCUCGUCAGCUCCCCACGCACCAGUCUGUACAACGGCUCGCUAUCCUCUGACUCGCCACCCAUCCUGUCACUCGACUUGAAGGCCUCCCAUGCGAAUGUCCGCCGCUCGCCAGCGGGCACCUCAAGCAACUGACCACACACAUCCACAUGCAGCGGCUGAAACUGUCCCUGGUGUGUGUGCUUACCUCCCAUAGUGUGGUUAGUCGUGUCUUGGGGGUCUUGCUGUGCCUGUCCGCCGCUCCGUCCGCCGCCUGUUCCUCAGCUUCCACUACGUCUAUGGGGCUGGCUUGUGAUGGUGGUGGUGGAGGUGACGUAAGUCGUGGGAUCAGCAUGGGUGCUACGGAUGCCUCCUCGUACAGGCACUCCUGAACGAGAGGCAGCGUGUCUCAUCACUUAGCACGCGGAACAGUGCAUGUGUGUGGUUCUGUCAGCGCUCACGAGAAAGGUGCGCUUGAGUCGUUUGUCGAACGUGGCGUCUGUGUGGGCCCGCUCGUCAUGGCACCUGCAGUCAGUCAACCAGACAGCGGGGAAAGGUAAGGAAGCCAGCCAAGCCCAGACCUACCUCUUGUGCAGCAUCAGUUUGGUCCUUCGGAGGGUGUCCUUCAGCGCCUCACGCUCCUGCAUACGCCACACCCUUGUCCAGACGCUCCUCCUGCGUGCCUGCCUGCCGUGACGCACUAUCCUACUUACUUGUGUAGUGGAUUUCUUGGUCUCUUCCAACGUCCAGUCGCGCUGUGUCUUCUGCGAGUCGCCAUACACCUGGUAGGCCUCCUGCACACCUCCAAACAUCCUCAUACGGGUGAGACAAACAAGCAAACAAAGAGGAUAUAGGUACCCUUAGGUGUGCUAUUUUGCCGUCGGCCUGCUUCCUGAGGGCCUGCAGCAUGUGCUCACGCAUCGACUUGACGCUCUCAUACUGAAGCGAUACAGCCCACAAUACGUCUGUCUGUCAGAAAGCGAUGUUCCUCAGCCACCCACCCUCUGACGGGCGAUCUCUCUGAUCCUCGCCUGCUUCGCCAACACGAGCCCCUUAAUCGCCCGCAUAUACGCAGCCUGAAUGAGACAUGGAAGCGCCGCAUCUUUGAGAUUCUUGUCAUGAGGAUAUUCCCCUCCUACUUGGAUCUUGAGUGGGUGCGGUGGGCCAUCCGCGUCUUGGUUCUCUUCAACUGAUCCGUCCAAGACGGCCCUGAUUGAAGGCGGCAAGCCGGGCAACUCGGAAGCGGACGUCAGGAAGCCGCGGAACUCCUCUGACUGGCCCCACUCACCAGGCUGAUGGAUCCGAUCCAUCACAUCAAUCCACAGGUGCGUAUGCAUUCCGUCAGCAAUGUUUGGGCUAUUAUGAUGUGUGUAUACCUCUGUCCGCAUCGACCGGCCCGACUGCGAUGACUGCGCUUCGUCUGCUGCUGGCGGCGGGCUGGCCUUCAUCUCACUCUCAACCUGCACAUGCACAUGCAGCAGCAGCCGCCACGGCCGUGUGCAGUGCCUAUAUUUCGCUGCCUGACCUGGUUGGCGAUGUCCCUGAUGGUCAUGUGUUGGUCGAGGAUCCUCUCGUACAUGCCCUCCACGUCGCACUGACACCCGGACAGCCGCUGCAUCCCCUCCAUCUCUUCCAACACGCUGACUUGCGCACUCCGAAGCUCAGCCAGCCUCGACUUGAAGUCCUCCAUCUACACCGACAGAUCGACACGGCGAUGGGAUGCACACAGCAAUCAGCCACCCAUCCUGGGCCAUCCAUCCAUCCAUCCAUCCAUCAGUUUUCCAUACCUGUGCAUUGCUCUGCGUGAGCAGCUUCUCGUGCAUGGCGCGUGAUGUGUCCUCGAAGGACUGGUGUAGCCGAGAUGCCGCCAUCGCCCUGUGCUCCAACAGCUCGUCAAACUGGAGCAGCACCUGACAAUCCAUGCAGUGCACCACACGAGGAGUAAGGCGUGCAGUGAGGGCCCUGUUGGUCUGUCUGUCUGUGUAGCUACUGACCUGCUGGGGAUCAGAGUUGAGUGGCGCGCCCAUCUCCUUCACCUCACUGUAGAUGCGAUGCAGCACAGCCUCAAACCUCUCCCGGACAGUAUCAUCAUCUAUAGCAGGGGCAGCAUCUGUGGCCGUCCUUUGCGACUUGGAUGCUGCAGACACCAUCUGACAAGCAGAUCGAGAGAAUAGAGUGAGAGAGAGCCACCCGGUGCACGCGUAUGUACCUACCUGGACUUCCAUCUGCAGCAUGUAUCGCUUGACCACCUCUGUGAAUCUGUGGAUGAGCCGCUCGCCCUCCAACACCUUCUGCCGGUAGCGCAGCUCCUCAUCACUCCUGGAACAAAGGAAGCAGCAUCCAUCCAUCCAUGCACAUUCCCCAUCGUCCUCGAUCUUUACUUCUUCUCGUCUGUCAUGCGUCUGUACGCUGCAUCGGUCGCCUCCAGCAGCAGCUCCAAAUCCUCCACACACACACACAAGAGAAUGACACCAUGAAUGUGAGCAUAAGGCGUGACCCCUCGCUCACCUGACGUUUGGCCUCUCGGCUCUGCAGCAGCUCCUCCUCGAUAGAUCUGGCCAGAUGCUGGGCCUCACUCUCCAUUGCGGAUGAUUUCGACCACCGUCUCGCGGUGCGCUUGUCCUCCACACACACACACACAAAUCCGAAACCGCCGGCUGGAAAGCUGGCUUGAAAGCUGGCGUCCAUCCGGAGAGCUGCCUUUCCGUUUGGAAAGCUGGCCUUCUGCCUGCAAAGCUGGCUUUCCGUAGCGCUGGCUGGCUUUCUGUGUGUCUGGCCAGCUUUCUAGUGGAGGGCCAGCUUGCCGGCCGAAGCACCAGCGCACCAGCUUUUCGCCGCACCUCGUCGGGUA
This is a messenger RNA of Vitrella brassicaformis, 2975 nucleotides long. The record is from the annotation of a GenBank genome assembly. Lineage: Eukaryota; Vitrellaceae.